GCAGGUCUUUGUAGAAAAUACUUUGGGUAAGAACAUACUGGUUUAACAACGUUAGUCACGGCACAUUUACUUAUAUAUUUAUUCUUUUGAAAGGCUUUCUGUAAACUUUGAACAUAAAUACAAACACAGCAGUUACUCAUAGGAAAACAGAUCAUUGCACUCCAUCAAAAGACAAAGCAAUGAGGGAUCUGCGGGUUCAUCAAUGACAGAGAUCAGCUUUUCGGAUCAGCUCUUCACAUCUCCAGCAGGAGUCCACUGGGAAGUACAGAAACCAUCUGCAUCCUGAGCAUUUCAAUCAAAUCUGCACGUGAGAUAUUUACUACAAGGUCUUCUUUGACUCUGCGCGGUAUUAUCAGUGAUCAGGAAGCUCAGAUCAUGACUGUAACACAGAUGAAAUUUUGAUUACCAGAUGCUGCCUAGUGACAAGAGAUUGCAAGUUCUGCCCUGAGUGCGUUGCUCCGUGAUGCAGGAAGGCUGAGAGAGCUGAGACUGAAGAGAAAUUGCGGUAAUUGUUCAACCAGCUUGAAUAUUGCAGUGCAGUAUUGGAGCGAUCAUCAUGAAAGGAUAUAUUGAAUAUUCCUGUGGGAGAGCGGCUUUAGAAAAGGCUUAUUCUUCAUAAAUCACAUCUGAUGUGUUUCCUUUGCCUCUGCCACACAGGGCACGAUUUCUUCCCUGUACCUGGACAUAAGGAAGUCGGAGGCUGGGUGAACCAUUUCUCCCAUCAAUUCACUGAGUUUGAUAUUUUAUACUGAAAUUUUCCAAGUUACUCUUGAGAUUUUCCCAACAGGGAAAAUCAUUCCUAUUAAAUUACAAAUUAAGUCCCCGGAAUCAUUUAGUGACUUUCAAAAUCACAGCUUCACUGCUGUAAAAUCAGUAAUGGUUUCACUCAGUUGGGUGCAUCAGUUCCUUAUACAGCACAUAUUUUUCUUACCUGGAAAAGUAAAUGUGGUGUGUUUCCCUCACUGGGCUGAAAUUCUUGACAGCAGAUUUGCCUCACAAUAUAUCAUAAAACACAAUGAAAAAAAUCUGAAUUAUGAAAGAUAACAGAAAAAACUGGACAGACUAAUGGGUUUGAAUCUUGUAUAUAUACUAAAUAUUCCUAAAGCAAUGCAGAUGCCUACAUCAGAUAGUAAUUGUAUGCUGCUAAGAUGACAACAUGUUUCCAGUGCCUGCUUAUGGGAUUUAAUUCCCUAGUUUUCUAGGCAGAACAGUUUCAAACGGUCAGUUGUGCAUCCACAUUGUGUACAGUAAUCCUCUGCAAGUAGCAAUCAUUCAGGAAUGCCUUUAGAUAGGCAUAAAACAGAUUUGUUUUAAUGGUUGAAUCCAGUCACUGCAGGAGGCUUCCCUCAGAGCUGCAUCAUUUCGUCAGAUGGAUAAUGCAAUUUACAGAAACUAUAAAUGCUUUAUGAUAUCCCUGCUUUGGGAAGAGGUGGAUUUGUUUAUAGUCUGUCAUAAUCAUAACAGACUAGUGCUUGUUUCCAACAUCGCAACCUGUAAACCAGAGGGACUUCUUCAGAAAAAAAGAAAGCAGGGCAGCUUUUGCUGGCUGAAAAUGAACAAACUGCAUCAAAAUUUAUUCCUAUGUCACAUUUUUUCAUUUUUAAAAUACAACUGUAGUUAUAGUCAGACAAAUGUAGAAUUAAUAACUGUAAAGCAGUAUUCAUGGCCUUGUAGGUCUGGGGAUGUUUUUCAGCACCCAGCCAUGAUCUACUUCAAUGCCAGCUACAAAAAUCAGGUAAUGUUCAUGUUGUUCUUAUACGUACUGGCAGAUCAAGAUUGUUGGAGUUGAUGCUACUUCUAUUAAAAGUUUAUCACUAGCAAAAAAAAAAGCUUUUUGACUUUUCCUUACAUGAAUAGCCCCCAUUGGCUCGAACCAGGAUAAUUUACAUUGUAUUUGUUUUGGUGGAUUGAUGCUGAUAAAAUUAAAGCCAAAGUUAAACUUUAAGAGGAAUUUCUAUGAAUAGAAUGUGCUGAGUUUGUGCACAAGCAAGAGAAAGAGAAGAGCAAGUAGAAAACCUUUGGAGAAUGAGAAAGAAUAUCAAAAAUCCAGUCUCAUGAUGCUAAACGUGCACCAGCUAUUGAACAGCAUAAUAAUAAUAAAAAGUUCAUGCAAAAGGUAAUGCUAGAUGGGAAAACAGAGCAACAAGGAGAAAUAUAAAGCAUUUUUCUUCAUGUGGUCUUGCUACACAGCGAGAACUCACUCUUAUUCUAUGAAACUACAACACUAGGAGAAACGGAGAGCAGUCAAAGUAAAGAGAGCUUUAAGGAAUUCCAGCAUGCUGUGCUUAUGUUUUAUGCACAGCAAUUAUUUUUCUACAUCACCCUCCAUUUCCCAUUUUCUAUGACUAUUUACUUUGGUUGAUCUGAUGAAGCAAAAUUCUCAAAAAAAUACUCUGAUAUCAAUUGUGUGGUGGACAUGAAAAGAAAAAGGGACAUACAAGGGAUGUACAAGUUGUGUGUAACAGCCCAGGAUGCAUUGCAGUGAGCCCAGGAUAAUCUCUACUGCAUCUUCCUGGUGUUGCAGCCACCAAAGUGGUGGUUUUUCUUCUGUUUAUUCCUCUGUUGCUCUUUGAUAAAUAUCCUAAUCUUGACUGCUCCAGAUGUUUGCCUUGCCCGUGAGGUAGGAUAUCAGAUGAAAUGCUUGUUUCAAUGUUAGAAAUUGAAUUCAGGUUGUCCACUGUUGAUCAUUCUAGCUGGACUCCAGAAAUACCUUCUCUCCUUCAAGAGCUCAGUAGACACAUUCCAGAGUUGAAGGUCUUCGCUUAUAGAACUGAGGCAAUGAGCACUAUGGUGACAAACCUUGACCAAACCCCUGAAGAAGGUCUCAUCUUCAGUCAAUGCCAUUUAUCUACUAAACAGACCAAACCAAUAUCACUACAUGAUUUACUUGUUGUCUGAGUAUGGAUAAGGAAAAAAACUUUGCUUUGCAGCAUUGUGGAAUUAUAAUAAGUUGAUAAAUUAUCUCACCAGAAUGUCGUAUAUUCUCUCGUCCUGCAAUUAAUCUUGUAAUAGAGCAAACAAUGACAUAGAAUUAAUCAACCACCGUGUCAAAAAAAGACUGUGAUGGAAAGAUGAACCCAGCUAAAAUUAAUUUUUUGAGCGACAGCUUGAAGCUCAAACAAGUGGAAAACAUGGUGCAAAUUGUACCUUGCUUCAAGAAAGGGAUUUUAAUGAGAAAUGCAAUGGCAUAGCAAUACUAAUCAGUUACAAAAACACAGCCCUCCUCGGACCACUGAGUGAUAUCCUCCCAUUCCUGCACAUUCCUUUCUCUCAGAUAACACCGUGGAAGGAAGAAAAAUUCUGCAUCACUCCCUCAGAGCAAGCUGCAGAGAUGAAGAGCAUCGGAGGGAGCAGCUGAGUGGGUUUGUGUUUCUGUGCUAAUAACUGAGGCAACGUCCUUUGGCAAAGGCAGUAUGAUCACUGAUAAUAGAAACUGAUUGAACUUUCCAUGCCUGCCCUGUUUCUUACUAGACAUAAGAUAAACAGAAAAUGUCCUGUGAGCUACAUUCGUGUCUGUCACACACUGACAGCUGUCAGGGAAGAAGAGAAAUCCUCAUGUUGGCAUCACUCUGCAGCUGCAGACAGGACGAGAAUCAGGGAAAUUGCAUGAAUGUCAGCUGGUACUCAGCCCCUUCAGCCUCAAUUCCUGGCUAUAAUACAGCAAAUAUCAUCACCUUCUUAUAUUUCGGAUGUUCAGCUUUACGCGUUUGACUUUUUUUUUUUACAGAGCUAGGAAGUCUUCUGGGCUACUUAUUUCCUUGAACUGUCAGAGAGACUCAGGUAGACUUUCCCAAGGAUACAUGCUUUCCUGUAUUGCCAGGGCUGAUGGAAGCCAAGGAGCAGCCUGAUUACUCCUCCCACAGACCCCUGGCUGAAGGAAAAUUAACCCUCUGGCUGCAGCUGUAUUUCAUCUUGAAUGACAGACAGGAAGGGAGGGGAAAUCCCAGCCAUUUUUCAUGUGCUGCUUUCAGUGAUUUUUUUUCAUGCAUGCAAUUGGAAGACAAAUAACUGUCCCUUAUCCACCCAAGGAGAGAUGUGCUCUCCAGAUGUCCUCAGGACUUAAACAGAAGUUUAUGUAGAGCAGUGGCCAGCUACGCUUGGCUCCAGAGGAAGAGGAAGCUGAUAAAUGAAGGCAACAUUCUGGGAAACCUGCUCCAGUGUUGGCUUCAGCUGCUGUCGUUGAGGUAGACUGGAAUGUUCUGCGCUGACAAAAGAGAGAUUUCUGCACCUUUGCAUGUUGAGAAACAGCAAUUAUAAAAACAUGCAUCGAAGGCACACAACCCUUCGGGAGAAGGGCCGCAGGCAGGCCAUCCGAGGCCCAGCCUACAUGUUCAAUGAGAAGGGCACCAGCCUGACUGCAGAGGAGGAACGCUUUCUUGAUUCUGCAGAAUAUGGCAACAUUCCAGUCGUGCGAAAAAUGCUGGAGGAGUCCAAAACCUUGAACUUUAAUUGCGUUGAUUACAUGGGACAGAAUGCCCUACAGUUAGCUGUAGGGAAUGAGCAUUUGGAAGUGACGGAGCUCCUCCUCAAAAAGGAGAAUCUAGCUCGAGUUGGGGAUGCGCUGUUGUUAGCCAUCAGCAAAGGAUACGUGCGCAUAGUGGAAGCAAUAUUGAACCAUCCCGCCUUUGCACAGGGGCAGCGUCUCACACUCAGUCCCCUUGAGCAGGAACUGAGAGAUGACGAUUUUUACGCCUACGAUGAAGAUGGAACUAGGUUUUCCCAUGACAUUACCCCUAUCAUACUUGCAGCCCACUGCCAGGAGUACGAAAUUGUUCACAUCUUACUUCUAAAAGGUGCACGGAUUGAAAGGCCACAUGACUAUUUUUGCAAGUGCAAUGAAUGUAUUGAGAAGCAGAGGAAAGACUCCUUUAGUCACUCUCGAUCGAGAAUGAAUGCCUACAAAGGAUUAGCCAGUGCUGCUUACUUGUCUCUUUCCAGCGAAGACCCCGUCCUUACUGCUUUAGAAUUAAGCAAUGAAUUGGCCAGACUAGCCAACAUUGAAACUGAAUUUAAGAACGACUACAGGAAGCUAUCUAUGCAAUGCAAGGACUUUGUAGUGGGGGUUCUGGACCUGUGCAGAGACACUGAAGAAGUAGAAGCAAUUCUGAAUGGAGAUGUGAACAUACAUCUGUUCCCUGAGCAUCACCGGCCAAGCCUGAGCAGAAUUAAACUGGCGAUUAAGUAUGAGGUCAAAAAGUUUGUUGCUCACCCUAACUGCCAGCAGCAGCUGCUCACCAUGUGGUAUGAAAACCUCUCAGGCUUACGACAGCAAUCCAUAGCUGUGAAGUUCCUGGCUGUCUUUGGGGUUUCCAUAGGCCUGCCCUUCCUUGCCAUAGCCUACUGGAUUGCUCCCUGCAGCAAGUUGGGACGGACCCUCCGAAGUCCUUUCAUGAAGUUUGUGGCACACGCUGUUUCUUUCACAAUCUUCCUUGGACUGUUAGUAGUGAACGCUUCGGAUCGGUUUGAAGGAGUAAAAAAUCUUCCCAACGAAACCAUCACAGAUCAUCCCAAACAAAUAUUUAGAGUCAAAACAACUCAGUUCUCGUGGACAGAAUUGCUGAUCAUGAAGUGGGUAUUGGGCAUGAUAUGGUCAGAGUGUAAGGAGAUCUGGGAAGAGGGCCCACGAGAGUACGUGGUACAUCUCUGGAACCUUCUGGACUUUGGGAUGCUGUCCAUCUUUGUGGCGUCGUUCACUGCCAGGUUCAUGGCUUUCCUCAAAGCGACCGAAGCACAACAGUACGUCGAUCAGUACGUUCAAGAUGAUGACCUCAAUAAUGUCACCCUUCCCCCUGAAGUUGCUUACUUUACUUACGCCAGGAACAAGUGGCUUCCCUCGGAUCCUCAGAUCAUUUCAGAAGGACUGUAUGCAAUAGCUGUGGUACUCAGCUUCUCCCGCAUUGCUUACAUUCUUCCAGCCAACGAAAGCUUCGGGCCCCUGCAGAUCUCUUUGGGAAGGACUGUGAAGGAUAUCUUCAAGUUCAUGGUCAUCUUCAUCAUGGUGUUCCUGGCCUUCAUGAUUGGAAUGUUCAACCUUUACUCUUACUACCUUGGUGCAAAAUACAACCCUGCAUUUACAACGGUAGAAGAAAGUUUUAAAACCUUAUUCUGGUCAAUAUUUGGCUUAUCUGAAGUGAUAUCCGUGGUGCUGAAGUACGAUCAUAAAUUCAUUGAGAAUAUUGGAUAUGUACUCUAUGGAGUAUACAACGUGACCAUGGUGGUGGUGCUGCUUAAUAUGCUAAUAGCCAUGAUAAACAACUCUUAUCAGGAAAUUGAGGAGGAUGCAGAUGUGGAGUGGAAGUUUGCACGUGCCAAGCUCUGGCUAUCCUACUUUGAUGAAGGAAGGACUUUACCUGCUCCCUUUAAUCUAGUGCCAAGCCCUAAAUCAUUUUAUUAUCUCAUACUGAGAAUAAAAAUGUGCCUCAUAAAACUCUGCAAAUCUAAGGCCAAAAACUGUGAAAAUGAUCUUGAGAUGGGAAUGCUGAACUCCAAACAACGGAAGGUUCGUUUUCAGUCUGGCAGUCUGCAUUCAGAAAACUUUUCAGUGAAGAAUGCUUAUAACAAGCCCACAAGAUACCAGAAAAUAAUGAAACGCCUGAUUAAGCGCUACGUGCUGAAGGCUCAGGUGGACCGAGAAAAUGAUGAAGUCAAUGAAGGAGAACUUAAAGAGAUUAAGCAAGAUAUUUCUAGUCUCCGAUAUGAACUCCUGGAGGAGAAGUCCCAGGCUACUGGUGAGCUGGCAAGACUUAUACAGCAACUGAGUGACAAAUUCGGGAAGAACUUAAAUAAGGACAUUUGAGGGUGAGCACGGAGGAAAGCAACUGGUGUUCUAAACAUUAUUCAGUCUCAACCAGCAUCUUAAGAGGACAAAAACAGCGCAAAAAAUGGGGACCAGGCACUCAUCUUCUACGAAUUGGCAGUGUCAGUUGGAGCACUUUGCAUUACUCCUGUGUUUGGUGAAUUUCCAGUUAAAUCUUUUAUGACACAAAAUAACUUACUGGUAAAAGCAUACGCCCUUCAAUAUCAGAAACAAAUGAACUGUAGGGAACGCACCUUUUAAAGGCAAAAAAGCCAGAUCUUCAUCCACCUGUCUGCAGUGAACUGUGCUCAUUUACCUUAACUCUGUUGACCAGGAGUUGGUGAAGGCUGAAGGAAAAACAUGCCAAGCAUAUUCCUUGAGAAUUUAAAAGAAUCCUGUCCUUGGGUGUGUACUCUCCUUUUAUGUUUACAUGGGCAUCCACAGAGGUAACUUUGAACAGCAUGGUGGUUAAUGAAAAGCAUAUGAGAAAUUGUCUGCUGAAAGGCCAGUUGUCAGAUACUUUUCAGAUUGGAUGAGAGAGUUGGAACCAUGAACAAAACUUGUUGGGUAAAAGGUCCUUCAUCCCUUUGCUGGAACCUAAUAAAGGGAUUCCAAGCCAAAAACUCCUUUCUGCCUUUUCCAGCUGUUUUAGCCAACCCACUAACAGCUAUGGUCCCUUCAAACAUAUACCAAGCCUCUCUUUUGUCCAUAGAUGAUCCCAGCUACAACAACAGCGUACAGAAAUAUUCAGUGAAAAUCCACAGCAGAAGUAACAUAUUUUGUGCUUAUGUGUUCAGGACAAGGAACAGCACUAAUGGAUGACAGCAACUCAACUCUGCUGCUCUGCUUUUGGGUUCCAGAGUUCAAACAGCAAGCCAUAGCAUGAGGUAAACUAUGAAAAACAUACCCCAGGAGCUUCAAAUCUUUGAAACCGUAGGAAAAGGCUUCAUUUCCAAUGAGGACAUGGUGACAAAUAAGAAAUAAAAAGAAGAAUGAAUUGUUGAAGAGAUGAUUGUUCUGAGUUGUGUUUGGCUCUUCAGGAGGUCCUGGAAGGAAUUAAAACCAGUUC
Messenger RNA from Lagopus muta (rock ptarmigan), 7865 nucleotides. RefSeq names its product transient receptor potential cation channel subfamily C member 7 (gene TRPC7). The transcript has 14 exons. The record is from RefSeq and is a predicted model, not a curated record. The coding region runs from base 4235 to 6796 and encodes 853 amino acids. Gene Ontology annotation, biological process: regulation of cytosolic calcium ion concentration; calcium ion transmembrane transport; manganese ion transport. Lineage: Eukaryota; Metazoa; Chordata; Aves; Galliformes; Phasianidae. Gene Ontology annotation, cellular component: cation channel complex; membrane. Gene Ontology annotation, molecular function: protein binding; store-operated calcium channel activity; inositol 1,4,5 trisphosphate binding.